Molecule: messenger RNA, 5763 nt
Organism: Triplophysa rosa
Lineage: Eukaryota; Metazoa; Chordata; Actinopteri; Cypriniformes; Nemacheilidae
Product: multiple epidermal growth factor-like domains protein 6
Exons: 37
Coding region: 1-5763 (1920 amino acids)
Source: RefSeq, a predicted model, not a curated record
AUGGUGUCCACGAUCCAGUGCACCAAUCUCUGUUUGGAGACAACCCUCCCCCUUUUGCUGACCUCCAGAACAGACAAAGAGCUGCUCAGAGCUCCUAAAGCUCUGUGUGAGGUCCAAUGUGGACCAGGGGAAGAACCCAACUUGAACCAGACUGUGUGUGUUGACUGUGCUGAAGGCUAUUACUCAACUCUCUGCAGUGCCCAGUGUCAGUUGUGUCCGGCAGGAACCUACUGUCCCUACAAAAAGAUGUCUGAACCUCUGCCUUGUCCUGUGGGCCACUAUUCAGACAUCUCAGGCCAGAAUGAAUGUAAAAAAUGCAAUGGUCCGGCCUGCAAGAUUACAGUGACUCCAUCUGGGUCAAAGGGGCAGUCUCAGCUGGGUCAGAGGUCAAGACAGCUCAUCUCCUGUCCACCCGGGACAUACAGAGAUGGAGAGAGAUCAGACUGUGUUGUAUGUCCUGUUGGAACCUAUGGACCGAAGGAGGGGCUUCAGAGAGAAAGGGACUGUGCUAUCUGUCCUGCAGGGUUUUACUGUUUGGAGGGCACCUCUCGCAGACCGAGUUCUCAGUUUCUGUGCCCACAAGGGUAUUACUGUGAGGAGGGCACGGGCGUGCCGCAUGGGUCACCUUGCCCGGCUGGAACUGCAGGAGGACAACUGGGUCAGACAAGUAGGGCAGCUUGCAAGAGAUGCACAGAGGGUCGCUUCUGCCCCACAGGUGUUAAAGACUGUUUAAAGUGUCCACCAGGCUUUUACUGUCCAGAAGGAACAAGUGACCCAAUGUCCUGUCGGCCAGGCACAUUUAACCCUCUGGAGGGGCAGGAUGCUUUGACAGACUGCAGGCCUUGCUACCCGGGCAAAGCAUGUACCCAAGUAGCACUGAAGUUUCCUGAUGUGGAUUGUUCUGCUCGACCAAAUGACCCAUCCAAUGCCUGCCCUCCUGGUACACUUAGCAACCGCACCGACCUCACUGACCUCUCCCAGUGCCAGCUGUGCCCUGCACGUUAUGCCUGCUUUCGAGGCACUGGUGGCAUCCAAAGACCACCACUUCUCUGCUUUCCUGGACAUUACUGCCCCACGGGCACUAUGUUCUCCACUCAGCAUAAGUGUCCUGCUGGUACCUGGAGCGAUCGAAGUGGGCUGGAGUCAGAAAGCGAGUGCCGUCUGUGUCCACGAGGCUGGUACUGCUUAGCAGGAGUGGGUGCCCCCUCUGGGAGAUGCAACUCUGGACACUAUUGUCCUGAAGGUACAUUGUAUGGCUCACAGCAUCCAUGCCCUCCAGGCACGUACAGCACAAAGAUGGGUAAUGGUGGAAAAGAGGAUUGUCAGAUCUGUCCGGAGGGCUACUACUGUAAGGAAGGAACAUCUAAACCAUCCCCCUGUCCACCGGCAACAUUUCGUCGAAAGAAAGCGGGGAAAAGCUCUGAGGAUUGCUUGGCGUGUCCUGCUGGCUACUUCUGUCCACAAUCAGCCUCUAUCAAUCCAAAAGUCUGUGGAACAGGAAGUUACUCUGACAAAGGGUCAGAGGAGUGCCUGCCAUGUUUGUCGGGUCACUAUUGCAGCAAUGAGACCACCAGUGCGGAGGCCAUGCUGAGAGUAAUGGUCUGCCCUCCUGGUUUUCUCUGCUCGCAGGGUCUAGAUCGAGAACCCCAGCGCUCAGCAGUAUUCUGCCCAAUAGGCUUCUACUGUCCGGGCGGAAAUGUUACAGGAAACUGUCCUGAUGGAUACUUCUGUCCUCCUGGUACUGGACAUCCAAACUCAUUCCCGUGCCAGACAGGCUUCUUCAGGAAUGACUCAUAUGGCCAUAGUGGAGAAGCUUGUGUCAAGUGUCCCUCUGGAUACUUCUGUCCUACUCCGGCCACAAACACUCCUACAGUCUGUCCACAGGGUUUCUAUUGUAUUGAGGGGAGCUCAGCACCAGAGCCAUGCGCAGAAGGCAUGUACGGAUCCCGGCCUGGCCUAAGUGAAGCAUUACAUUGCACCCCUUGUAGUGGAGGCAAAUACUGCACAGGACUGGGCAGAACUGAGCCCACGGGGAACUGUGAAGGAGGAUUCUACUGUAGACAAGCAUCUACAAGUCCAAUUCCUCCUGAUGGUCCUAAAGGCGGUGUGUGUCCUUCUGGCAGUUUUUGUCCAUCAGAGUCAGUUUACCCACAGCCUUGUCCUCCAGGAACAUACAGUAACAGUACAGGUCUCCAACAUGCAGAGCAGUGUGUCAGCUGUCCUCCAGGCUUUUAUUGUUUAGGAACUAACUCCACAUUCCCAACUGGUCCAUGUUUUGCUGGCUAUUACUGCAUUGGAAGUUCAGCCACUCCCGUCCAACAUGAAGCUGAGGAGGGACAUUAUGCUUUAGAAGGAGCUGUGAGGGCUGAACCCUGCCCACUGGGAACUUUCCAACCAGGAAGAGGCUACAAGUCAUGCAUUGAGUGUCAAACAGGGCGACUGUGCAACAAGACAGGCCUGUCCCAUCAGCCCCUCUGCCCACCAGGACACUACUGCCCGGCUGGAACUUUAAUUGCCCACCCAUGCCCUCCUGGCACGUACACGGCAAGUUCAGGUGCGGAGGAUUUGGAACAUUGUGGCCCAUGUGAUGCUGGUCAGAACUGCCACUCACCUGGACUAACUGCUCCUCAAGGACCCUGUGAAGCUGGUUUUUACUGCACUGGUGGAUCUCACACAGCCAGUCCGGUUAGCUCUAGGUAUGGUGACAUUUGUCCUGCAGGUUAUUAUUGUCCAUCAGGCACCAGACACCCACAUGAGUUCCCCUGUCCUCCUGGCACUUGGAGUAACGCACUUGGGGCUCAGAGCGUGUCGUCCUGUUGGCUUUGCCCUGCUGGUUUCUUCUGCAAUAGCUCUGGCCUCAUUCAGCCAACAGGAAUAUGUGCUCCUGGGUUUUAUUGUGCGGGUGGUGCCAAGACUGCCAUGCCUGAGGAUGGGGCGACAGGAAACAGGUGUCCGGCUGGUUAUUACUGUCCACAGGGAUGCACCUCACCUCUGCAUUGCCCUGAUGGAACGUAUUCAAAUAGCUCAGGUGCUGCACAAUGCAGUGACUGCCCCCUCGGAUGGCUGUGUUUGGAAGGCGAGGGGCUCCAGUUGUGUCCCAAGGGACAUUACUGCCUGGGGGGCACAGUGGAUGACAUUCUCCCCUGCCCUCCAGGCACAUACAGCCCCAAAGCAGGACAAAGCCAAGUAGAGCAGUGUUUACUGUGCUCAGCUGGAAUGUUUUGUGAAGACUGGGGACUAGUUGAACCCACUGGUCCCUGCCAGGCUGGGUAUUUUUGCCUAGCAGGUGUAAACUUUCAGAAUCCCGAUGCGAAUAUUAGCACGGGGGUGGGUGGGCCGUGUCCUGUGGGGCAUUACUGUCCUGAGGGCACGGGUUUGCCUUUACCCUGCCUGCUUGGCACAUUUUCAAACAGUCUUUAUGUAACUACAAGCUCCGGUUGCACUGUGUGUCCUGCGGGGAAGUUCUGCAGUUCGGUUGGCUUAAGCAGACCAUCUGGACUGUGCCAAGAAGGUUUUUACUGCCCUCCUGGGUCAACAUCAUCAACAGGUUCUGGUUCUGAAGGUGGUCUCUGUCCCCAAGCACACUUUUGCCCCACUGGCAGUGCCAUCCCUGUUCCCUGCCCUGCGGGUACUUAUACCAACCUCACAGGGCAGAUUAAGUGUACUCCAUGCCAUGCUGGAUACUACUGCCCAGAGAGCACCAGCAAAUACACACUGUUCCCCUGUCCUCCUGGAUUCUACUGCCCUGAUGGCACAAAGCACGCCACCCAGUUCCCCUGCCCACGAGGCUAUUACAACCCUGAGCCGAUGACCCACAGCCUGGACAGCUGUCUGCCCUGUCCUCCAGGACACUACUGUGAGAAAGAGAGACUGGCUACUGUAUCUGGGAAAUGUAAAGCUGGAUGGUUCUGUGUAUCUGCCGCCUGGAAUGCUCAGCCCUUUGAUCUGGACAACUACACAAAUGCUAACUGUCUGUGCCCUGCGUCCUCCACCGGGGGUAGAUGCCAGGAAGGCUUCUACUGCCCAUCAGGGAGCUCUGAACCUCUUUCCUGCCCUCCAGGAGCCUUCUGCAAUGCAACAGGUCUAGCCCUCCCAAGUGGACCAUGUUCUCCUGGGUAUUACUGCACUAGGGAAGCAACUUCAUCAAAACCCACAGAUGGUAUCACAGGAAAUAUUUGCCCUCCAGGAACCUACUGUGAUGAAGGCUCCAGUGCUCCAGAGCCAUGUCCUGCAGGGACUUUCUCCCCAGUAGCAGGUCUGGUAAGCCAGGACCUGUGUCGACCCUGCAGAGCAGGUUACCACUGUGAAACCACAGGUCUUCAAGCUCCUACAGCCCCCUGCAGGGAGGGUUACUGGUGCCCCCCUGGUCAGAUGGAUGGCCUAGCUUUGCUGUGUCUGCUCGGUCAUUAUUGUCCCACAGGAAGUCCUGUCCCAAUUCUUUGUCCUUCCGGGACAUAUCAGGACAAACAGAAACAAGUGAACUGUACAAUGUGUACAUCAGGUUUUUAUUGUGACGAGGCAUUCGGAGCUGCAAAUAUGUCUGUCCUGCAGCCUUGUCCAAAGGGACAUUACUGUCCUCAAGGAACAGGUUAUGCCAAACAAUUUCCAUGCCCAGCUGGCACCUAUAACCCCAGUGAGCGCACGGACAGCCAGAGUGCCUGUCUGUUGUGUCCAUCAGGGCAUUUCUGUCCAGUUGUGGGACUAGAAGAACCUACAGGACUCUGUCUGGCUGGUUUCUGGUGCAAACAGGGCUCCGUCUCACCAAGCCCUGUGGACGGUCUUUUGGGUGCUGAAUGUCCACUUGGUCACUACUGUUCUAAAGGCACUGCCAAUCCUGUGCCCUGUCCGGUGGGCACGUGGUCCAACAGCACAAGACUCAGAAGCGCAGAGGAAUGCCAGCCGUGCCCUGGAGGGUUUUACUGUGCUUCUACUGGUCUUACUGAGCCCACUGGACACUGUUCGGAUGGGUUUUAUUGUGCUGAGAAAUCAAAGACACCCACUCCCACCGAUGGGAUCUCCGGCCAGGUCUGCCCAGAGGGUCAUUACUGUCCUGCUGGAGCCACUCAACCUGUGCCAUGUGAUCCAGGGACUUUUAUUACUGUCACUCAGGCAUCACAGUGCUGGCCUUGCACAGCUGGCUGGUACUGUGUGGAUGGCAUCCGCUUGAUGUGCCCAGCUGGUUUCUACUGUCCUGAGGGAACGGGGUAUGACUGGAGACCAUGUCCAGCAGGGACAUACAGCCCUGAUUCUGGCCUGAACACCAUGUCUCAGUGUAGGGAAUGUGAUGCAGGACACUACUGCUCUCUUCAGAACUCCACCUUUGUCUCUGGAAAAUGUUCUGAAGGAUAUUACUGCUCGCGAGGGAACAUCUCACCUCAACCUCUCACACAGUCUGCAGGAGAGGGAGGAUCCUGUCCUGUAGGUCACUUUUGUCUACAAGGCACAGCUGAACCCCAGCCUUGUCCAGAAGGCACUUACAGUAACAAAACCAAACUGGUCAAAGCGGAGGAGUGUUUGCAAUGCCCCGCCGGUCAUUACUGUGACAGAUCUGGGCUGACUGAACCCAGCGGAGAAUGCUGGGAAGGUUUUUACUGCAGACAGGAAGCCAUACUUCCCAACAACCCGAUCACAGAUCACAGAGGAGGACCGUGUCCGACAGGUUAUUUUUGCUCUAGAGGCUCAGCCGCUCCUCAAGCCUGUCCAGAAGGAUCCGUCAGCAGCGGAGAGAGGCAGGCCAGCUGCAGCUUGUGCCCCCAGGGGUAG